Molecule: messenger RNA, 1171 nt
Organism: Durio zibethinus
Lineage: Eukaryota; Viridiplantae; Streptophyta; Magnoliopsida; Malvales; Malvaceae
Product: ras-related protein Rab11A-like
Molecular function (GO): GTP binding; GTPase activity
Source: RefSeq, a predicted model, not a curated record
AAAAUAUUUUUUCUUCCCAUCAAUGAUUUAUACUUCCCUUGGCAUUUACAGAACCAAGUUUCUCAACUUUACCAAUUAAACCCGCCCACUGCUCUCUCGCUUCUCUAUAUUUCAGGGGGAGAAACAAAUCAAAACAAAGCCAAGUGAAAAAAACAAAGCUGUCGACAAAAAGACUAGAACUAUAAAGAAAAACAAGAGAAAAAUGGCUAGUGGAGGAGGGUAUGGAGACCCAAGCCAGAAGAUUGACUAUGUAUUCAAGGUAGUUUUGAUCGGUGACUCUGCUGUGGGUAAGUCUCAGAUUCUUGCCCGUUUUGCUAGAAACGAAUUUAGUUUAGAUUCCAAGGCCACCAUCGGGGUUGAGUUUCAGACUAGAACUCUUGUUAUUGAACACAAGAGUGUUAAGGCACAGAUCUGGGACACUGCUGGUCAAGAACGAUACAGAGCUGUUACAAGUGCAUACUACAGGGGUGCUGUUGGGGCAAUGCUGGUUUACGAUAUAACGAAACACCAGACCUUCGAUCACAUUCCACGUUGGCUGGAAGAGUUGCGUGGCCAUGCUGACAAGAACAUUGUUAUUAUUCUGAUUGGGAACAAAAGUGACCUUGAAAACCAGCGAGCGGUUCCAACGGAGGAUGCCAAAGAAUUUGCUCAAAAGGAAGGACUGUUUUUCUUGGAGACCUCAGCUCUUGAAGCUACUAAUGUUGAGACUGCCUUCUUAACUGUUCUUACAGAGAUUUUCAGCAUUGUGAACAAGAAGAACCUAGUUGCUGGUGAUAAUCAAGGGAAUGGCAACCCUGCAUCAUUAGCAGGCAAGAAGAUCCUCGUUCCAGGUCCCGCUCAAGAAAUUCCAGCAAAGAGCAACAUGUGCUGUAGAUCAUGAUUGAAUUGGAUUUGUCUCCUAGUGUCAGUUUACUUCUUUUACAUUCUUAAUAGCAAAUUUUGGAGGUGUGGUAUAUCUGUUUGUAUAUUUACAUUGCAUUAGUUUAGUUUCCAAGGGUAGCUAAUUAAUUGCAUGUUUUGAGAUGGGAAAUAGAAAACCAAAAUUUGAAGCUGAGUUGCAGAUUGCUUCAAUGUUCUUCCUUAAAGUUAUAUGUUUUAUCCAUUUAUCCUGGUUAAAGUUACUUUGUCCUUAUAUCCUGUUGUUUCUUUUAUAAAUAAUCGGAUUUUGCAG